Molecule: messenger RNA, 428 nt
Organism: Xyrichtys novacula (pearly razorfish)
Lineage: Eukaryota; Metazoa; Chordata; Actinopteri; Labriformes; Labridae
Source: the annotation of a GenBank genome assembly
AUGCUCCAGUUCUCCACUCACUCAGCUGAAAGCAGACCAGGGCCGUCUGCCAGAGAUCCAUCUGAGUCCUCAUCACUCUUACAUCUACUGGAGGUUCCUACUGGUCCCAGUCCGUCUGUGGUUUCACCUCAAACAGCAGAACAAACCCUGAAGGUCACUUCUUCCUCUGCAGCUCUAACUCUCAAAGUUUGGUCACUACCACAGCUUCGGUCUCUCAGGUGAGUCCCUCCACAGUCAGUGACUCAGAUUUCAUUCACACCCUCAGACUGAGAAAAGGCCCGAAGCUGCCAGAGCAGAACCUCACAGAUGGAGCCGAGACAGAGCAGAUGGUCGGCGGCAGUGACCCUGCUGAGUCUGUAAAACUGGACACCGUUCAUCACUCUGAGGUCAAAGUUCAGCAGCUCUGCCAGCAGCAACAGGAUCAUUAA